UGGAUGCAAAGAGGCUUCUAGCAUUGAGAGAGCAAUCCCAGGACGGCUUCAGGAAAACACCGCUAAAUCUUUAGUUAUUUAGGUUAAUGUUAUGGCAGUCAGGAUCUUUUAACAGUCACAGUAAAGUUGGUAUACACUUGUUACCUUACACAUAGUGUAAUAUUCUAGAUAGACCCAAGAUGAACAAUUCUCCAAACACGUUUCUUGAUACAGCUCCCAUUAGUCCAUCACGUUUCCAGGUAAAUGUAGUUGGUGAAGGGUAUGACAAUCCCGCUUGUGAAGACAAAGAUCCACCAGAUUAUGAGGAGACAUCCUUUGCUGAUGACAAUAGAUUGAGUUACAGGCCUGGUAAUAGGGAGAUAUUUAACAAUGUUCUACACAAUGGAGAUACUAUAAAGACAGAAGGAAGUUUUCAUCCUUAUGACACCCAUGGUCAUGCUUAUUAUAUGAAAACUUUUGGACACAAUACAGUGGAUGCUGUUCCAAAGAUUGAUUAUUACAGAAAUACUGGAAGCAUCUCAGGAAUCAAGCUAUGCAGACCAAGUCUGGCAGAUAUCCACGAGCAGCUGUCAAAGAAUGUGGUAGAGGUCCCUGGAUCAGUCACCAAUGGAGAAGGGAUUCCAGAUGAUGAAGAAGCAAACAAGGAGGAAGGUGAAAAGGGCGGAUUCGUAAAAUUUGGAUGGAUAAAGGGGGUCCUGGUCAGAUGCAUGCUAAAUAUAUGGGGUGUGAUGCUUUUCAUUCGGCUCUCUUGGAUUGUAGGACAAGCUGGGAUCGGUCUUGGUGUCAUUAUCAUCGGGUUAGCUGUGACAGUAACUGCUAUAACUGGCCUGUCCACCUCUGCAAUUGCCACAAAUGGAUUUGUAAGAGGAGGUGGAGCGUACUAUCUUAUAUCGAGAAGUUUGGGGCCCGAGUUUGGUGGAUCCAUAGGACUGAUUUUCGCUUUCGCUAAUGCUGUUGCUGUUGCUAUGUAUGUGGUUGGAUUUUCUGAAACUGUUGUGGAAAUUCUUAAGGACAGUAAUGCGAUCAUGAUUGACGAAUUCAAUGACAUAAGAAUAAUAGGUACCAUAACAGUCAUCUUGCUUCUUGGCAUAUCUGUUGCUGGUAUGGAGUGGGAAGCUAAGGCUCAGGUUAUGCUAUUAAUUAUCCUACUCAUUGCAAUUGUAAACUUCUUCAUUGGGACUGUGAUUCCAACCACCAAGGAGAAGAAGUCACAGGGAUUCUUUAAUUACCAGGCAUCAAUAUUUGCUGAAAACUUUGGACCAGAUUUCAGGAAUGGAGAAGGAUUUUUUUCAGUAUUUGCUAUUUUCUUCCCCGCUGCUACUGGAAUUCUUGCUGGAGCAAACAUAUCUGGCGAUUUAGAGGAUCCUCAAAGUGCCAUCCCAAAAGGAACAAUGUUGGCUAUUCUGGUCACAACAAUUGCCUACCUGGGAGUUGCUAUUUGUGCAGCGGCCUCUGUAGUGCGGGAUGCCACUGGGAAUAUCAAUGACACCAUCACCUCAGCAUUUAACUGCAAUGGCUCAGCGGCCUGUAGCCUUGGCUAUGAUUUUUCCAUAUGUGAAAUAAAAACAUGUAACUAUGGCUUGAUGAAUAACUUUCAAGUUAUGAGCAUGGUGUCUGGGUUUGGACCUCUGAUUAUUGCUGGCAUCUUCUCUGCUACACUUUCUUCAGCUUUGGCAUCACUUGUCAGUGCACCCAAAGUAUUUCAGGCUCUCUGCAAGGAUAACAUAUACAGUGGACUUCAUUUCUUUGCCAAGGGACAUGGAAAGAACAAUGAGCCAAUCAGAGGAUACGUCCUAACUUUUAUAAUUGCACUUGCAUUUAUUCUGAUUGCUGAACUGAAUACUAUUGCGCCCAUCAUUUCUAACUUCUUCCUGGCUUCUUAUGCCUUGAUCAACUUCUCCUGCUUUCAUGCAUCAUAUGCAAAAUCCCCAGGCUGGAGACCUGCUUUCAAGUAUUACAAUAUGUGGGUGUCCUUGUUUGGAGCUAUGCUGUGCUGUGGUGUGAUGUUCGUCAUCAACUGGUGGGCUGCUCUCAUCACUUAUGCCAUUGAGCUUUUCUUGUACAUCUAUGUGACUUACAAGAAACCAGAUGUAAAUUGGGGAUCAUCAACCCAGGCUCUUCAAUUCACAAAUGCCUUGAACAGUGCAUUGGGCUUAAACGCCAUUGAAGAACAUGUGAAGAACUUCAGACCUCAAUGCAUUGUUUUAACUGGAGGGCCAAUGACAAGACCAGCUCUUCUUGAUAUAACUCACUCAUUUACAAAGAAUGCUGGGCUGUGCUUAUGCUGUGAAGUGUUUUCGGGGCCGCGCAAGCAGGCUGUAAAAGAAAUGAACAGUGGGAUGAUCAAGAAGCAGACAUGGUUAACAAAUAACAAAAGAAAAGCAUUUUAUGCAGGAGUUGCUGCUGACAAUUUUAGAGACGGCGUAAGAACUCUCCUACAGGCUGCUGGAUUAGGAAGAAUUAAACCAAAUACCCUGGUGAUGGGAUUUAAGAAGGACUGGAGGCAAGCAAACCCUGAGGAUCUUGCCAACUAUGUGGGCAUUUUGCAUGAUGCUUUUGAUUUUGAAUAUGGAGUGGUUAUUGUAAGAAUCAACCAAGGCUUUGAUCUCUCUCAGGUUCUUCAGGUUAAAGAGGAACUUGACAGACUGGAGCAAGAGAGACUGGCUUUAGAACGGACCAUUAAAGAAAAUGAAUUUAAAGAGGGGAAUCGUGGAAUCCGACGUUUCUUCAACAAAUCCUCCAAGCUGAAUAUUACCCAGCAUUCUUCAACUAAAGAUGUCAGUACACCUCCACCCAUGCAUGUGGGCGAGUACAAUCAGAGGCUGGUUGAAGCUAGUGAGCAGUUUAAAAAGAAGCAAGGAAAGGGUAUGAUUGAUGUCUGGUGGCUGUUUGAUGAUGGAGGACUGACUCUCCUUAUUCCACACAUUUUGACCCUUAAAAAGAAAUGGAAAGAUUGCAAAUUAAGGAUUUUUAUAGGAGGAAAAGUGAAUCGUCUUGAAGAUGAAAAGCUCAUGAUGGCAUCACUUUUAAGCAAAUUUCGAAUUAAAUUUGCAGAUAUUUACAUUGUCGGAGACAUUAACGCAAAGCCAAGCAAAGAAAGCUGGAAAUUCUUUGAAGAAAUGAUUGAACCAUAUUGUCUCCAUGAGAACUCUACAGAUGUGUCAACUGCAGAGAAAAUAAGAAGAGAAAAUCCAUGGAAAAUAACUGACUCUGAAAUGGAGAUGUAUAAGGAAAAGAGUUACCGCCAAGUCAGACUGAAUGAACUAUUACAAGAACAUUCCAGAUCUGCCAAUCUCAUUGUCCUGAGUCUUCCUGUGGCAAGAAAAGGAUCCGUCUCAGACCACCUUUACAUGGCAUGGGUAGAAAUUCUUUCAAAGAACCUUCCACCUGUCUUGCUGGUUCGAGGAAAUCACAAGAAUGUACUAACAUUUUAUUCAUAAUUCUCAGAAUUCACUGCCUUUUUGUCUCAGCAUUAAGAUUUCUAAAAAAAAAAACAAAAAUAAAAAAGGACAGAAGAACUGAACUUACAUUAUAAAAGGUGCACAAAUAUAUAUAUAUUAUAAUGUUGAUAAUAAUAAUGGUCUCUGGGACAACACGUUCUUGUAAAUUGAAUAUAAAUAAUAUUAUAAUCAGUGCACUAGUCAGGCAUGCAAUCAGAUUAGCUGUACCUUGAACCAUUCAUAUUUGCUUGCCUUGGCACAGGCCAAAAAACAACAGCACCAAACUGCUCAAAAUCAGAUUCCCAGUACUCCUGAUGUCUAUAGGACACACACCUGCCAAGCCAAGCAAUAUAACAACUCCCACAUAAACAGAAAUACAACUAGAAUAUAGAAUGCAUAUGCUCAUAUAAUAAACUGCAACUUCAAACCCAUCAAAGACAGAGAGGCAAAAGGUUUCUCACCUUAGUGUUUCUCAAUGCAUAUUUACCAGGCACUUUGUUUCUUAAAAUCCAAUGAGAUGGGUUUUUUGUAUCAACAUAAGGAAUUUUUUAAUAUAUGCAAAAAAGACACUGAAAUUCUAGCUGGAAUAUGGGUGAGAAUAACGUAAAUAAAAAAAAUCUAUAUACAAUAGCUAAUUAAAUACUAUAUGUAUUACCUAUAUGAGAUCUGCACAAAUACAUUGUUAUAGGAAAUGUGAAUUGUGGUUCUAAACCUGGAUUUUAUUUUGCAUUGUUUGCUCUAAUGUCAGUGUUUGUUGAUUAAAAGUAAUGUCAAUGUCUGUGUAAAGACGAAUAAAUAUAUUUAAUUGUA
Molecule: messenger RNA, 4250 nt
Organism: Xenopus laevis (African clawed frog)
Lineage: Eukaryota; Metazoa; Chordata; Amphibia; Anura; Pipidae
Gene: slc12a1.L
Product: solute carrier family 12 member 1 L homeolog
Exons: 27
Coding region: 180-3440 (1086 amino acids)
Biological process (GO): monoatomic ion transport; potassium ion import across plasma membrane; sodium ion homeostasis
Cellular component (GO): plasma membrane; apical plasma membrane; membrane
Molecular function (GO): chloride:monoatomic cation symporter activity; transmembrane transporter activity; monoatomic cation transmembrane transporter activity
Source: RefSeq, a predicted model, not a curated record